AUGCGUAUUGUAAGCUCAAGCAUCGAUCCGCAUCGCAAAGAAAGUGACGUGAGUGGCGAGCACACGGUUCUCUACCCUACCACGUGUGCCGAGGUGCACGAGGCGCUGAACUACAAACCCGACGUCCCGUUGCUGGUACGCAGCGGUCGGCAUGCUGCUGACAGUGGACGCGUCGAUGGCACGGCCGCUGUAGUCGUGAACCUUCGCAAGUUCGCCGCGGUGGAGAUCGACGGGGAAAGAGUAACUGUCGGUGCGGGCGCCACUACGUAUGACCUGGCCGUCAAGCUCACGGAAAAAAAACUGUUCCUGCCCCUCGACGGGAAUCCGAACAAAAGCGUCCUCUCCAACGCCCUGUCCACCGUAAACGACCUCGUUCAUCAUGACCUCCUGAGCGCGUUCGCGGAGAGCUACAAGUACGUCGCGAAGGAGAGUGCUCAGCCCGUCGACACGAGGGACGCGACCGAGGCGAAGAAUCACGUCAUCACCAAUGUGGUGUUCAUAGCGCUGCCUACGGACGCCGCUAAACAAUACAAGAUGACGCGCUUGACCUUCGUGUACACCACAGACCACUUCAAGCAUGUGGUGGACCACAUCAUUUCUCACAAACCUGGGCCCUCGACUCGGUGUGUCGUACGCGUCUUCAGCGGCGCAUACGGUAUGGCAAUGUUCACGGUGACGACAAUGUGCAAGGAGGGCUCUUCAGAGUUUAUCAACAAGAUGAUACAAGAGCUGAAGGAGAAAGAACAGUACGUGGAGGAGCUCAUGUUGGACAAGGCCUCGGCGGAAGGGGUGGAAAUCGUGCAGGCUGUCGCGGAGGAGGGCCAGACAAGCCAGUACCUGUAUGAAGAGCACCGCACGCAUUACGCCGGUGUAGUCACAACGCCCGAUCAAUGUUCCGACUACUUCACUGCCGUCGAUAAGGUCUUCGGCUCCAGCCCCACCCAAGAACUUAGCGUGAAGGUGUCAUCUUCUCUGCGUGUCGAGAAAGAGGGUAGCCUCGCGGUCUCCGUUUCGCUGCACGGACCUUCCCCCUCCUUCCAGACGCCGGACGACAAAAAACUCCAUCGAGACUUCGAUGGCUUACUUCCCUCCGUGCGCGAGCCCCCUGUACAGCUUCAAGACUUGCCUGCGGUUCCGCCCUCUGUCAACGAGGGAAAGACCGUCUGUUACGAUAUCCCGGGCUUCGGUGGGGAAGUAUUCGAUAAGACGGAAAAGGAGUACGAGAACAAGACGACUCAGUACGCCACCACAUCGUACACGGACGAGAAAGAUCGUGAGCGCAUGCACCCCUUCGUCAUUGGCUAUCCCGAGAGCAAGGCCGACGUGGUCGCGUUUGUGAAGUAUGCUAUCGACAAAGGGAAGAAGGUCGUCGCUCGCAGCGGUGGCCAUCAGUACUGCGGGCUGUCGUCCGGCGGUGAAGACACCAUGUUGUUGAGCAUGGACUUCCUCCAUGACGUCACCGUCUUCGAUGCCCCGCAGCAGAAAGUGAUGGCUCGGCUGGGCCCCGGCGCUCGCCUUACUACCCUGGCAGCAGAGAUGAAGAAGAAAGGGGUUACCAUCCCACACGGCGAGUGUCCUGAAGUUUGCAUUGGUGGUCAUGUCCAAACCGGUGGUUUCGGUCAUCUCCUGCGCAGCUACGGCCUCGCCCUCGACCACGUCAACUCGUUCGAGAUUGUGCUUAACCUGAACGGCCGCGUGUCGAACCACACCAUCAAGCGACCCUCCAAGAAAGUGGACGAGAAAUCGAGCAUCGAGGACCGCAUCUACUGGGGCGUUCUGGGCGGUGGACCGGGAAGCUUUGGCGUCGUCACCGAGAUCGAGUUCGAGUGUAUUAGGGAUGCGGCCCACCGGUUUUCACGGGGAUACAAUGGCGUGUAUCGGUACUCGAAGAAUCGUUUCGAGGAGGCCAUGGGUGUGGUGCAGAGGCGCACCCAGCAGGUUGUUCAAGACCGCUCAGGUCCGUUGACUGAUGGGUCACUGUCCAAAGACUGCGAUCUGAUGAUCUCAGCCAUGACGAACAGUGGCGACCUUAUGGGAGGAACUUUCAAACCCUCGGUUAUCCUGGUGGAAAUGGUGCACGGUAACGUCGACGAUACUCCUUUGCAGACCAGCGAUAUUGAACGAAUGGAGGACGAAAUCACCAAGAUCACAAACGCCAAGCCCUGGAUGCUGUUGCCGAAAAUUCCUACGUCCAACGACUUCGAUCUAAGAUCCCCCCGCACACUGUCAUUCAUGAGCAACGCUUUCGUGCGCAACACUGGGAUGACAAGGGACGGGCGCGAGUACAAGUUCCCCUAUGUGAAGCGCCUGAACUGCACAACCGAUGCACUGACCGACGAGUUCGUCGAGAAAUUCAUCGACCUCGUCCAUGAAGCCAUCACAACACGCGAGGUUAAGCUGGUGUUCCAGAUGGUGAUGGGAGGCGGGGCCUACGAAGAAAACGGCACGAAAGGCAUCACGUCAAUCCCCCACCGCAACAACGUCAUCGGCAUCGUGUUCGAUGUCUUCUACGAAGAAGGUGGCAAGGAUAUCGCGACUAAACUUCACAACAAAUUCGGAGCGCUGCUUCCGUGCUUCAGCAAAGGCAAAGAUAUCCGGAUGACAUGGGGCUCCUUCGGCGAAAUCAAAAUGGAGAAAAUGUGGGAGAGCUACUACGGCGAUAGCGAACUGUACCGGCGUCUGCAGAAGCUCAAGAGAGACGUGGACCCACAAGACGUCUUCCACACACCCUUCACGGUCCAGCUCGAUUCAUCGGAUGAUGAGCAAGACCCCACCGCGAAGAGGCAGAAGACCAGCUGGUGA
Messenger RNA from Ectocarpus sp. CCAP 1310/34, 2802 nucleotides. Lineage: Eukaryota; Phaeophyceae; Ectocarpales; Ectocarpaceae. The record is from the annotation of a GenBank genome assembly.